CUUCGUCCCCGGGUCGCUGUGCGGCGCUGGCGCUUGCCGUGCCCUGCACAGGGAGGACACAGCCAGUAUGGGGCCGAGGGACACCCGCCAUUACCCGCCUUGGGCGGCUGGCGGCUACGUGGCUGUGCAGGGGAUUAGGGGCAAUAACAAGUUCGCUGGUACCCCGCGUGGGCUGCCUGGCUCAGCGCACACGGGUGGGGGCUGGGUCUCCACUAGGUGGCCCAGGAACAAAGCGGUGGGGAGCGGGCCGAGGGGUGGCUUAGCGCAGCGGCCAAUGCUGACAUGGGAGGUGGCUGUGGAUCUACGAAAGCAGCACGGAAGAGGGGAGGUAAUAAAUAUUUUGCAAUCAAAACAUCAGUGUGAUGAAGGAGAAGCUCACAUGAUUUGUAAUAAGGUCCAGGAAAAACUCCUCAAAGAAUGUCAUGAUCCAGCUAAGGUGUGCAUUACUGAUUUAAGGAUCUCACAUUGGGAAGAAGCAAUACAAGAAACAAAGGGUGGUGAGGCUAAUCGAAAUCUGGCGGCAGAAUGUUAUUUCCUUUGGAAAACUACACGCCUACAGCAUCUAACCCUAACAGAGGAGACAAGAAGCAUGCUUACUGAACUUCGAAAAAUGGUCCGCUUGCUUUUAUUAACUAAUGGAGACAAACUCACUCAGAGGGAGAAGAUUGAAGCAUGUGCCUGUCAACCAUACUUUGAUGCUAUUGUUGUGGGAGGAGAACAGAAAGAAGAGAAACCAGCACCAUCUAUAUUUCAUCAUUGUUGUGAUCUGCUCGGGGUACAGCCUUGGGACUGUGUGAUGGUUGGUGACUCACUAGACACAGAUAUUCAAGGAGGCCUGAAUGCAGGUUUGAAAGCAACUGUCUGGAUAAAUAAAACAAUGACAAUGCCAGUAAACACUUAUCUGCUACCUCAUUAUAUAAUUUCUUCUGUUCUUGAUCUUCCAGCACUCUUACAGAAUAUGGACCACAAAACGAAUGCUAAGUUAGAAACUGACAAGAUGGUUAGUAUUAAUGACAUACAUGACAGUGCCAGUAUAGAAUCUAAGAAAUGCUAAGUCCUUAGCCUGCUAAUGCUUUUGUUGAAAGUUUGGCCCUAAAAUCUUAUACAUGUAAACAUGUUUACUCAAACAGUGGAUGGGUGAGUAAGAGUAUAUUUAUGAGUGGAGGUCAAUAGAAGAAAAGUAUUGAAGUG
Molecule: messenger RNA, 1191 nt
Organism: Gopherus evgoodei (Goodes thornscrub tortoise)
Lineage: Eukaryota; Metazoa; Chordata; Testudines; Testudinidae
Product: N-acylneuraminate-9-phosphatase-like
Exons: 2
Coding region: 68-1054 (328 amino acids)
Molecular function (GO): hydrolase activity
Source: RefSeq, a predicted model, not a curated record